Molecule: messenger RNA, 138 nt
Organism: Verticillium alfalfae VaMs.102
Lineage: Eukaryota; Fungi; Ascomycota; Sordariomycetes; Glomerellales; Plectosphaerellaceae
Product: ALKBH6 protein
Exons: 1
Coding region: 1-138 (45 amino acids)
Source: RefSeq, a predicted model, not a curated record
AUGACCUCACAACCACUGCCACCUCUGGCUGAGGCCAAAAUCACAACGCUGCCAGCAUCUGCCUUCUACUUCCCAAACUUCAUAUCCGAGGAAGAAGAGGCCAGCAUCCUGCAAAAGGUACUGGUGGCGACGACAUGA